Messenger RNA from Tripterygium wilfordii, 1522 nucleotides. Its product is annotated as E3 ubiquitin-protein ligase APD2-like. Bases 72 to 1229 code for a protein of 385 amino acids. NCBI's taxonomy places the organism in Eukaryota, Viridiplantae, Streptophyta, Magnoliopsida, Celastrales, Celastraceae. The transcript has 8 exons. The record is from RefSeq and is a predicted model, not a curated record.
AAAAUGCAACACAGACAAACAAAUUAAUCACCCUCCACAAACCCCACUGACCUUUCCUGCCCAAAUCCGCCAUGUACAGGCCAUUCUCAGCUCCUCCUCCAAGAGAUUUUUCUCACAUUUGUCCGCGAUUGUUAGCUCCAUUCACACUAUGGAUAUGUGUUGCUGCGAGUCUCCGAUAUGGGUAUUAUGGGGAUUGUCGAAUGGUGCUCGGACCGAGCUCAUCGAGGUUAAUGGAAGCAAGCUCUCUGUUUGUAGAGCAGGUUCAAAUGAGAGAGGAAGAAAACAAAGGGGCUGUUCUAUAUGGGUUCUCUCAGAAACCUCAGCUUAGCAGUGAAACUAAUUGGAGUGCAUCAAGCUUCUUGAUUGUUACAUCGUAUAGUCGUAAGGGUUUUUAUUUAUGGUUGAAUAAGGGUUCAAGGAUUCGAAUGAGAUGGGAAGCUCAGGCAAGCAGUUUAAGUCAACUGCAAAUGGUUAUUAUUAAAGGCGACCGAAAAUACGAAACUGUAAUUCCCAAAUCUGCAAGCUCCCCCGUUGCUGUUCGCCUUGACGAACCAUUAACCGGCAAGGAAGCAGAAUUCGUGGCAGAGGAGGACGAUAAGUACUACAUUGGCAUGAUUAACACAAAUCCCAGAAGCAUAAUGAUGAGGAUGAGUGUGAAUGCGACCUCAAAGACAUAUGAUAUAACAAGGGCAAGCCAUGUAUGUUCAACAUUGAAUGGAUCAUGCCAGCUGAAACUGCUCUUUCCAAAGACUCAAUAUGUUGUACUAACAACUCCAAACAAUGGUGAUUUGGGAGGCUGGCACAUUGAGCUAGCUUUUAUUGCUCGUCUGGUAACGUACAUUGCUAUUCUAGGAUUUAUCAUUGUUGCUAUUUUCGUGAUAUUGAAAUACCUAGGAGCCUGUGAUGGAGAGACUACUGCGAUGGACGCACCAGUAAGUGCAAUAUCCGAGACUGAUCCCAUAAUGCCGGCUGAGAAGCCUUUUCCCUUCAGAUACGGAACAAAUGAAGAAGGUGAAGAGUCAAGUUCAUCUAAUAGUUCUUCAGAGGAUCUAUAUGAUGCAAAAUUAUGCGCAAUUUGUUAUGACGAACAGCGCAACUGCUUCUUCGUUCCAUGCGGCCACUGCGCCACCUGCUAUGACUGUGCUCAAAGGAUUAUGGAGGGGGAGAGCAGAAUGUGUCCUAUAUGUCGAAGGGUAAUCCACAAAGCAAGGCGAUUGUUUAGCCCUUAGAAUGUUAGAGAAAGAUUAGAGUUUGGUUAGUGUUGGCAGUUGCAACUUUUUCUUCCAGGGGUAGGGGAGUAAUAGCUAGUUCAGAGAUCUUUGUCAUGAGAUUAUGUAAUCCAAAUUUCAUCAUUACAUUGGUAUGUUGAGCGAUGUAUGAUAUGAAUGAAGACGAGAACUUCAUCCCUGCAUAUUUUGCCAAUUCCUUUUUGCCAAGAAUGUUGUACUAGGAUCAAGCAGUUCCAGAGAUUAAAGUAAUUGUGAGAGAUUUUUGAGUUAUGUGGGAUUACAAAAGGGAAAGA